Molecule: messenger RNA, 480 nt
Organism: Dama dama (fallow deer)
Lineage: Eukaryota; Metazoa; Chordata; Mammalia; Artiodactyla; Cervidae
Gene: SPINK14
Product: serine peptidase inhibitor Kazal type 14 (putative)
Exons: 4
Coding region: 1-480 (159 amino acids)
Molecular function (GO): protein binding
Source: RefSeq, a predicted model, not a curated record
AUGGCCGUACCCUUUGGAGUACUCUGCUCACAACUAUUCUUUAUCCCGAUAUAUUUGGUGUUACCUUCGGUUUCAGGCCCUCCACACUGGUGGCCACCACAUGGAAAUAUUAAGGUGAAAUGUCCAUGUAAGAAAGUAGACUUCAGUUGGUUCCAGGGACCAGUGAAUCCUUGCCCUGGUUUAUACCAACCCAUCUGUGGCAACAAUUUGAUAACCUAUGACAACCCAUGCAUCUUGUGUGUUGAGAGAAAUCUCGGGGGAAAAUUAUAUUUCUACGUGAUGGACAAUGCUACGAGUGGACUUGGAAGUGAAAAGAAGACCUUUCAUUUUCUUUCCAUUGAGAAACCCUUCUCCUGCAACUCACCCCUCCUUGCAUGUGUUCUUAGUGACAGAAAACUGCCCCCACUGAGCUUAUAUCAGAUACAGUCCUUCUUCAGACUUCUCCUGUCAGUGAUUCACUGCCUUCCACAUUCGCCCUAA